Molecule: messenger RNA, 4454 nt
Organism: Neofelis nebulosa (Clouded leopard)
Lineage: Eukaryota; Metazoa; Chordata; Mammalia; Carnivora; Felidae
Gene: BLOC1S6
Product: biogenesis of lysosomal organelles complex 1 subunit 6
Exons: 6
Coding region: 1272-1910 (212 amino acids)
Biological process (GO): intracellular transport
Cellular component (GO): BLOC-1 complex; extrinsic component of membrane; transport vesicle
Source: RefSeq, a predicted model, not a curated record
GCCUGGCACAUAGAAGGCACUCGUCUAUGUGUUGAAUAAAUGCAUACCUCAAACGCCGAAGAUUCCAUAUGCCAGGGAUCCAUCAUGGCAUGGGUCUUUGCAAAAGGAUUCGUCACUGGGCUUCAUCAUCCAGAAAACUUUUAAGGACCGCGUGCCAACAUGCCAGGUAUCGUACCAGGGAAUAUGGGGAGGAAGGGGCUUAGGUAAACGUAAAACGGGACCUCUACUCUUAAUGAGUACAGGCUGGGGGUGAGACCCACCUUCUGCCAUGGCUGCUCUGGGGCCUCACCGGUGGUUCUCCUGCACGGAAAGCCAGUUCCCGUAUGGUCACGGUGGGGUGCAGCCAUGAGGCACACCCUAACCCCCAAGAUUCCAAGAACAGACAUGGCCACCCUAAGUGAUGGCUUCUCAUAGUCAGCCAGCCGGUCGUGACUCAUGACUUAGAACUAGAGAGGCAGAAGUUUGACAUCGGGGGACAUCUGGGAGACGGCCUAAGUCCAUUCACCCUGAGCCCCCGGGUGGGAGCCCAGCCCUGCUGCCCGAGGGCCCGUGUGACCUGGGAAGCCCCAUGCCCACUGUGCUGAAAAGCUGCACCUCAAGCUCUGUGGCGAAGAGCCAAUGAAACUGUGCUCACAGCACCUCUGUGAGGAGCAGGGUCUCAAGGGUCCUCGCCAGCGAAUGAGGACGGUGUCCGGGGUACUCCAGACACGCGCACUGUGCUGCCAGUCUCCAUCCCACUGGUUCCUGGACUCACUGCUCCUCAGAUGUUCUGGGGUAAGGUCAUGCUCCCCACUGGGCAAGUAUGCCGAGGUCACCAUUUGCUUUCGAUACUUGUGCCCUGAGUCACUGCCCGGGCCUGAAAAGGGGAAACCCAGCCUUGCCGCCUGCAGCCACACAGCCCGGCUCCACUAGCUCUGGGGAGCCUCACUGCCCCUCAGGGCCUGCAGGAGCAGGGGGGCCAGCAGCUGCCGCAUGCUGAAGUCACAUGGUGGGCCCACUCUUCUCCCACAGAGCCCGCCUACUGGGACGUGUGGUAGUGGGUGGCGUUUUGCCCUCUCUGCCUGCCUGCGGCCCACAAGCCACCCACCCAGGCUCCUCACAUCAGCGGUCUUCACUGUGACCCACAGAUCUUGGCUCCUUCACACGGAAAGCUGGGCGGCUCCCCGGAGAGCCCAUGCCCCCUUGCACGGAAACCAUGGAAUUUCCCCAGCACGUUGUCUUUGGCAACUCCAAUGCCACAGGAAGGUCAGGACUGGUGAGACACGGAGAGAAUGCAGGGGAGGAAGUGCUGGUCCUGCCUACGCUGCCGGGGGCCCCUCCCAGGAGGACAGGACAGCUCGUGUCUCCACAAACAGGACCCUGACACGAGCGGGAGCGUCUCGGCGGCAGGUUACUCUCAGAAGGUGUUUCCAUGGAUUCUGCUUGGUGCCCGCCUGCCUGAGGACAGCCCCACCCCUGCCUUUCUGCCUGGUGGUUUAAGUGACACUUCUCCAGAUGAAGGGUUACUAGAGGACUUGGCUGUAGAAGACAAAGCUGUGGAGCAGCUGGCAGAAGGAUUGCUUUCUCACUACCUGCCAGACCUUCAGAGAUCAAAACAAGCUCUUCAGGAACUCACACAGAACCAAGUUGUAUUACUAGACACACUGGAACAAGAGAUUUCAAAAUUUAAAGAAUGCCAUUCUAUGUUGGAUAUUAAUGCUUUGUUCACUGAAGCUAAACACUAUCAUGCCAAGUUGGUGAAUAUAAGAAAAGAGAUGCUGAUGCUUCAUGAAAAGACAUCGAAGUUAAAAAAAAGAGCACUUAAACUGCAACAGAAGAGGCAAAAAGAAGAGUUGGAAAGGGAGCAGCAACGGGAGAAGGAAUUUGAAAGAGAAAAGCAGUUAACCGCCAAACCAGCAAAGAGGACCUGAGAAGCUGAGUGUGUCUAUGUUCUUCCUCCCCCUGCCCCCUGUUACUUGCAUGCAGGGCAGCCCAGGUGUGGGCUGGAGUGAAGGUAGUGCCUUACACCACCGGCCCGGCUCACGUUUGCAGUCCUUUUCCCGGGAGUGCUGUCUCCGGAUCUUCAUUUCCGCCAUCAAGGAGCUUUUUGCCCCAAGUAGAAGACAAAAUGUCACUCGCUUUGAGUCUUUGAAUGUAAUUUUUCAACUUCUGUUUUGCAUCAUUUUUAAAUUCCUUACUUUGGCUUUGCAUCAUUUAUCAAUGGGAAAAUGGAUUGAUUGCUUUAAUAGUCUAGACUCUAAGUGAUUAAAAACUAGUAUUUUUUAGCGUCUUGAGAAGUGUGGAUUGAAAAGAUUCCAUUUCUUUUAUGACUUGCCUUUCUGGCAAUAUAGUGCUGGUUUUUGGUAAUUGCUUUAUCGUUGCUUGGUUCAGAAGAAAUGCCAACCGUUUAAGCACAUGUGCCCGUGGAGAAGAGGUGGUGUGACCCUUUGUGAAGAACACAAUGGAGAAAUGCAUAACGGGAAAUAAUAGCAUCUUAGACGUCGGACCGAUGGGCAAGAUUCCAGAUAGAUUCUGCUAACUGUAUGCUCUGUCUGCUUCCUAGCGUUGUUGCUCUUUAGUUUUUACGUAUUCUCUGCGUUCAGAGUCGAUUCUCUCUACUUCUAAAGUUUGGCAAGGGUGGUAGAGCUGUCACACACACAAAUAUGCUGAAAUAUGUCGAAUACUUAGUAAGAGUCAUCACACACUGAGAUACAGUUGCCAGAUUGAUAAGAUACGAGUCCAGCUUUCCAAAUGGAAGUUCUUAUCGCUAGCUCUGUCCAUCCACUGAUUUGCUGUGUGGCCUUACAUGUAGUUACUUUUUCUGUGCUUUAAAAAAAGUUCUUAAGGUAGAAUGAUAUCUUUACCCACUACCCAUGUUAUAGAUAAUGACAAGAAUGGUGGAAAAUUAGCAAAUAGCUUCUUCACAAGAGACAGCAUGAUACCUUUCGUAUUUGCUAGAUUUUCCCCCUCAGUAGUUUCAGUAGGAACUUAUGUGAGGAAAUAUUAGGAAGUUUCAUUUUCUAAAAUUGAGAGUAUGUUACUAAUUGUUUUAGUAUUAUUUAAUAUCCAACUGGUCUCCAAUCUAUAUCACAUAGAGACUGUACAGAACCUAUAAAGGUGUGUGCUUAGAAUGUGUAUCUUUUAUAGUCUCUGUUACAUUUUGGUAAGCUGGAAUCACUACCUCUGAUCUCAUAUCAGGCUAAUUAAUGAUGGAGAGGGCAUUAGAUUUAAGCUGAUUGCUAAAAACUGGUCUGUUUGAAGGUUUACACAGUUUUGGGGAAGCUGUUCCCUUCUUUGAUGAAUGAAUUAAGAUCUCACAAUUUACUUGACUUUGACCUUAUAUUAAGAAUAUAAAUACAUUUUAUUUUAAAAGGCUACAUUUGUCCUCAAACACUAGCUAAAACUGCCUAGGGCAGGAUUCAUUAGCGCUUGUGGGACAAUGUCACUUAAAUUGGUGAAUGAACUCCUCUGUAAAGGCUGUGCACUGUUUCUCAGAGUGUUUUAUGGGCCAGCUGCAUUAAAUGCUGGUUCCUGGACACCGCUCUCAAUCUGCUGGAGCAAAUCUGUUUGUUUGUUUUGUCUUUUUUUUUUAAUUUCCCCACAUGAUUCUGAUGGACCUUAAAAGUUGAGACCCACUGGUCCAGUGGUCUAGGUCAGAGGUUCCCACACUAGACUGUAUGCCACUGUCACCUGGGAACUUAAAACAGACAUUCUGGAAGAUUCUUACUCGUUAGUUCUGAGGUGGGGUCCAUGCAAAUUUUGAAGAGCUCCCCACAUAAUUCUGAUGCGGGGGACCACUGGUCUAUAAUGUCUAGUGAUUUAUAUUAUAAGAAAUGAAAUAGCUUAAAAGCUACCCAAUAACUCUUGGGAUUAAUCUUAUGAAAUAAAUUCUCAACUGCUUUUGAUAGAAAGUCAGAUUUAAGACUGAAGUAGAUAGCAGGCAGGAGAUAGAUAUAGAAUUCUGGUUAAUUAAUUGAACUUUUUGCGACCUGUGUUAAAAUAAAUCAUGUUUAUUGAAUGAGUGACAAGGCACAUGUACUUUUAGAAUUGUAUUUAAGGUUUGAAGUUUUUUUUUUUUAAAUGUCAAGGACAUAUAUUAGCAACCACUAUUUUUAGGUCAGUUGUAAAUCAAAAGUACUGUUACGUUGGUAAUUACAAUCUAACACUUGAGCUGUAUUUCAGUAGCAUAGAAACAUAUCUUAUUGACUAAACCUAAAUGGAAUCCUUCUAGUAGUCUUGCUGUAUUUUUGCACAGUAUAAUGAAUUGGUACUUGGGUUGGUUGUUUGGUUGAAAAAAAUUGCCUUUGUUUUGAACUAUAUCACGUGUGUACUGAACCAAAAUGUUAAGAGUUAAUUUUGUAUUUACUUUGCAGUAGGUAAUAUGUAAAGAUGCAGACAUUGAAUGUAAUAUGGAUUGUGUCUGCAGUGAGUUUUUGAGUGGGUACAGUUUAUAAAUAUGCCAGUUAUACACCCUU